CCCCCAAAUUCUAUACUGUUUACGUACACAAGGGAAUCAGAAUCGAUACAUUAACCUAACCCGUCAAAUCUUUGUGGAUUAUAUCGAUCGGAGGUUGUCGAAAGUCACACUCGGUUUCGCGAAUCGGGUUCUGGAAACUUCACUCCUUUCUUUCGUUCUCUGCAAGCAAGGGGUUUAAUAGUAUUGGGGAGAAAUUGGGAAGAUUUCAGACGAAAAUGGCGCAAGCAGUAGAGGAAUGGUACAAACAGAUGCCGAUCAUCACCCGUUCCUACCUCACCGCCGCCAUCGUCACUACCAUCGGCUGUUCCUUAGAGAUUAUAUCUCCGUACAAUUUGUACUUGAAUCCCAAACUGGUCGUGAAGCAUUAUCAGUUCUGGCGCCUCAUUACCAACUUUCUUUACUUCCGGAAAAUGGACCUGGACUUUCUGUUUCACAUGUUUUUUCUUGCUCGGUACUGCAAGCUUCUUGAAGAGAACUCUUUUAGGGGAAGGACUGCAGAUUUCUUCUACAUGCUCUUGUUUGGAGCCACUGUGUUAACUGGAAUUGUUCUUAUUGGUGGGAUGAUACCUUAUGUCUCAGAGUCAUUUGCAAAGAUCAUAUUUCUUAGCAAUUCACUAACAUUUAUGAUGGUAUAUGUUUGGAGCAAACAAAAUCCCUUCAUCCACAUGAGCUUUUUGGGUCUCUUUACCUUCACGGCUGCUUAUCUUCCAUGGGUGCUUUUAGGGUUCUCCGUUCUUGUUGGUGCUAGUGCUUGGGUGGAUUUAUUGGGGAUGAUUGCAGGCCAUGCUUACUAUUUUCUUGAGGAUGUUUAUCCACGGAUGACUGGCCGUCGACCACUGAGGACACCCGGAUUUAUCAAAUCAUUGUUUGCAGAUGAGCCGGUAGUGAUGGCCCGACCAGCUAACGUCCGAUUUGCCGCUCCUCCCCUGGAAGAAGAUCAACAGAAUUGAUGGGGGGAUUGUAUUGAGUUGAAUGUACUAAUACUCAAAAUUCCCUCUGCUUAUGUACAUUUUACCGGGAUAUUUGGUAGAAAACUAUAGAUGAUCUCAUUGAUGAGAAGUUAGCCAGUUUGAGAUGGUAAAUGUAUUUUCUUUAUUGAAGCACAAUUGUCAGUAUCUGUAGCAAAUUUUUCUUGUUUAAAAAAACUAAAGCCUUCCUGGAUA
This is a messenger RNA of Ipomoea nil (Japanese morning glory), 1163 nucleotides long. Its product is annotated as derlin-2.2. Bases 216 to 950 code for a protein of 244 amino acids. Gene Ontology annotation, biological process: endoplasmic reticulum unfolded protein response. The transcript is spliced from 6 exons. Gene Ontology annotation, molecular function: ubiquitin-specific protease binding; misfolded protein binding. NCBI's taxonomy places the organism in Eukaryota, Viridiplantae, Streptophyta, Magnoliopsida, Solanales, Convolvulaceae. Gene Ontology annotation, cellular component: Hrd1p ubiquitin ligase ERAD-L complex; endoplasmic reticulum membrane. The record is from RefSeq and is a predicted model, not a curated record.